Messenger RNA from Gadus chalcogrammus (walleye pollock), 3701 nucleotides. RefSeq lists its product as uncharacterized. The record is from RefSeq and is a predicted model, not a curated record. Lineage: Eukaryota; Metazoa; Chordata; Actinopteri; Gadiformes; Gadidae. The transcript is spliced from 2 exons. Bases 529 to 1578 code for a protein of 349 amino acids.
GUGACAGCAGCGUCCAUAUCAACCACCGUACCAAGUUCAAGUUCCUUUAUUUGUCAAAUACACAACGUAACAGGCAAAGCAGUCAUAGCUUGCAAUGACAUUUUUGUAUGUUAACAAUGCAAACAGAUAUACAUUCCAGCCAUCUUGUUGUUAUCGCAGACAGAAACAUGUGAUGUGGAUGCAGGCUGAUCGAAAAUAAUUUUCACACAUUUCAACAUUUUAGAGCCAUUAUUGUGAAACUACUAUGUUUUCCACUGUGGACCAACCAUGCUACAUGUUGUUGUGAUACUGGGUUAUCACAACACACACGGACAGGCAGGGCUGUCAUUCAAAAGGAGGCCAUCCUUCUGACUGUUCUUGCAGAUUUCCCGGAAUAUCGAUUGCAAAACCCAAAAAGUUGUUCCUGUUCUGUGAAACAGAAAGUUAAGCAGGGUUGUAUUUAAAACCACAGCAGAUCAGGACUGCAAGCUCAGACAACGGGAGAAAGGAUUCCACACCAAUACUGAACUGUAGUCUAACAGGUCGACCAUGCCGGAAAGUCAUCUGAUGGGCUUUUUAGUCCUCUUUUUCUCAAUCCUUCCUACUGAAUCAACUAUUGGAAUUCUCAACUCAAUAAACGACCUGAAGAAAAUCCCAUUCGGUCAAUCGGUGCCCAAGCAAAGCCUUCCGCUGCUCCACUUUUUUGCCAGCACCAUAGAAUUUGACAACAACGACUUGAUAGAGCUGACCUUUGAACCAAGCAAUGGAGACUAUGGCACUCAUCACUAUGGAAACUAUGAGGGAGUCCUGGAUCGACUGCCACCCGGCCAGCAGUACUACACCCUCGGCAACAUCAACCCCAUGAUCAACAAUAACGGAAUCUCUUUGCCCUCUUAUGUCGCGGGUCACGUAAACCAUCUGUUGGGGGGUGAGGAACUCAACAGGGCCCGCAUCAUAUUCUCGCUCUUGGACCAGGACACCAUCGGUCAGGUGUUCAUCACACAGCACUACGAGGCCAAUCAGGAUCUGGGGACUGGAUACGACCCAGUGCACACCUACCGGAUCACCUUCAACCUCUUGAGGGAGCUCAGAGUCUUCUCCUUGGACCGAAGACAACACUCUGAGCUGUCAGAGAUCGGAGGCAACAUCGGAAGCGGCAUCACUGACCACGAACUUUCGUCUGUAAGAAACACGUGGGGCCAGCUGGCGUGUGUUGGACUGCUGUUGUUCAUCGUGAUACACGAGAGGAAUUCCCCUUGCAGUCCAAACAGAGCUCGAGAACCGAAGCGUCCUCCAAAAUGUAACGUUCGAGAACCGAAGCUUCCUCCCAAAAGAAACGUUAGACAACCGAAGCUUCCUCUGAAACCCAACGUUCGAGUACUGGCGAGUCCUCCGAAACGUAACGUUCGAGCAAGCGUUACUCCGCACAUAUCUGUGAAUAUUCCAGAGAACGACAUCAACCUCAGACCACCAAACCAGGACUGGGACAUUGUUCAAUGUUGCAAUAAAUGUUGGUUUGCGUUCAAGAUAUGCGGACUAAUAGUAGGAGUAGCAAUAGUAAUAAGCAUAAUAAUAAUAAUAUGCAAGUACCUACCUUAAUUUAUUGAGCACCUUUCGAAAGCAGAUGACAAAGUGCUUGACAGAAUAGAAUGAAACCAGAAUAGGAGAAUAGAAUAGCUGAAACCCUGACCCUAAGUGCAGAAUAAAUAAGACACCAAAUACAUAUCAUAUAACUAAAUAUAAACAUUUGGAGAUGUAGGGGAGUGCUAGAUCAAGCCUAGCUUUAAAGGUGAUGACAGUAGAGGUGGGAGCUGGCCCCCUUGGGAAGGCCAAGGUUCACUGGAGUGGAGUUCCACGCCAUACCCUUCACGGUGGAGUGAUGUCGGUGCUCUACAAGAACCACCGGGACACCAGUGGGAUCCUUCACUAAAGUACUGGGCCAUCUUGGGGAACCUUUGAAACAUCGGUUCCACUAAACAAAGGCCAUGGGGUCAGGCUCCACAAAGACAGACGUUUUUGCCUUUGCUUUCCCAGGCAAUAUAUGAACAAAAGAAGAAAAGAGAAGAAAAUAAAAAAAAUCAGCCAUCUUGUUGUUUUCUCAGACCGACAGAAACAUGCGACAUGGACGCACGCAUAUAGAAAAGAACGGGUCAAGUACAAAAACAAUUAAAUACAAAAACACAGUUUGCGAUAACGAGUUAAAGUUACUUCCUUAUUAUUAUUAUUACCGUCUUAUUAUUAUUAUUCAACACUGCCAAUGAGGAUGUGCACUACCAUUACAUUUCCGUGGGGGGAUUAUUGGUGAAUAGCAUAAUUCCCAAACAUUUAAGCACAUACUUGUGCUAAUGCGCUAAGUAUUUAAUUUCUACAUUUCUGUAAUAGUUUUUUUCAGUCUGUAGGCUUACUUUCCCUGUAUUCACAUCCCACUUGUUCUUAAAAUAAUAAUUUGGUUCAUAUAUUUAAACAUGACUUUUUAAGUCUCAACCCAUAUAUAUUCAUACCUACAUUUUGAUUUCUUGCAACUGAUUUAAACAAUACAUACAUAUAUAUAUUGUGUGUGGGUUUGUGCUUAUCUGUGUGUGUUUUGCAUUCUAAUAUGAAAAUGUAUUUUGGGUGUGGUUUCCAUAUAAGUCUGUACAGGUUUCUGCCACAACCACACAUGUACUUUUUUUCAGCACAUGUUUUCUUUUUUAUAAACUUGUAUGUGAAAUUAACGAAAAAAAACGAAAUCAAUUAAAACAAUUUUAUUAUAAUCCGUGUACCUUACAUUUUUGCAGAUUUUUGCUGGUAGCUCUGUUUUUUUUUUGCUGUUAGUGCGCUACCAAGUAAAAAAGUAAUUCUCAAGACCCAAUCCCAAAGUGAGCCCUGAGGAUUUAGGACUAAGGACUCACAGACUUAAUUGAUCUCAGGUGCUUAGUGAGCGAGUGUGUGAGGCCACAUGGGCUCAGAUAGGUAUAUGAGACUGGGUUAUCACAACACAGACAGACAGGCAGGGCCAUUGCAGAUUUCACAGAAUACCGAUCCCUGUUCCCAUUCACACAUGACCCAAUACAGGAACUCUUCUGGAACAUUGCAGGGUAAGACUGCAUGUGUGAAAGCCGCUUUAGCAUUGUGGUCACAAAAAUAAACACAAUAAAAAAAUAAUAAUUUAUUGUUGGCGCUUCUUACAUUUAGUUGGGGGCUCCGGAUAGUUUGCUGGUGCUCCUAAGCUUUUGAGGUUUGGAUCACAAAUGCUAACAAGUAAAAUAGUGAUUGUCAAGACCUGAAUGACAUUGCAUAUCAAUUGUUUCAAACACCAACUAACCAAACUAGUCAGAACGCACUUCUGGGUGUGUCGGCAACAAACAUUGUAUGACAACCGUUGGUCCCAAAGAGAAUGUGGGCAAAAUCCCAAUCCUGCCAUACGACAUAACGAAUAAAUUGUAUCAUUUUAAAACAUGCUCUAACAUGAGUACCCCUCCUUCCCGCCCCAAACAAUGAAUCAAACAACAAAGUUGUUCCUGUUCUGUGAAACAGAAAGUUAAGCAGGGUUGUAUUUUAAACCAAAGCAUAUCAGGACUGCAAGCUCAGUAGACGGCAGAAAGGAUUCCACACCAAUACUGAACUGUAGCCUAAUAACAGGUAAGCAGCUCACACCUCAAAACUAACGAGUCAUGGAUUUAAAUGUAAUGUUUUGCAAAUAAGAAAAAUGUACAGAUUUUGUAUAUAUAAUCAACUAUGUA